AUGGAAGUAAAACAAGAAAUUAGCGAGGAAACAUGUAAAAUAGAGAAUAAUGACUUCGAUUAUGCUGUUUUGGACGGCUUUAAAUGUGAAAUUCAGGGAGCAUUCGAUAUUCAAAGUACUCAUGACACAUAUGAUUCUUUAGGUUUAAAGAAAUGUUCCAUAAAUACUGAAAUAGAACAACAUGAAAAUAAAUUUAACCCAUUUGAAGAAAAUAAAGAAACUGAAACCGAUGAUCUAAGCUUGCAAACUAACGAAGAAUCAGAUAAUUACAGUGAGGCAUUAAAUAAUUCUAACAAUGCUGUACCAGAAUAUCCAAGUACACUAGAAGUAGAAGAUCUGCCUCAAUCUGUGAAAAAUGGUAUACAAGAAGAUAUCGAAAUAGAUUUAAUGGAUGAAAUUAGCUUGAGUCAGCAGAAUGACCCAAUUAUCAAUGACCAAUGA
Molecule: messenger RNA, 441 nt
Organism: Diabrotica balteata
Lineage: Eukaryota; Metazoa; Arthropoda; Insecta; Coleoptera; Chrysomelidae
Source: the annotation of a GenBank genome assembly